Messenger RNA from Populus euphratica (Euphrates poplar), 1294 nucleotides. RefSeq names its product FKBP12 interacting protein 37 (gene FIP37). Gene Ontology annotation, biological process: mRNA modification; regulation of alternative mRNA splicing, via spliceosome. Lineage: Eukaryota; Viridiplantae; Streptophyta; Magnoliopsida; Malpighiales; Salicaceae. The transcript has 14 exons. The record is from RefSeq and is a predicted model, not a curated record. Gene Ontology annotation, cellular component: nucleus. Bases 103 to 1113 code for a protein of 336 amino acids.
GGAAAUUACGAAACCUGACACUAUUUUUUCAAACACCACUGGCCGUCUGUCUGUUACGAGUACUCCCUCCCAUAAAACAAAGCAUUUUAGGGUUUUUCUCCAAUGGCAUCGCACAAUCACCUCGACGUCGAUGAUGAUGAUUUUGGCGGUGAUUUUCCCGGGAGCCACAAUAGCAGACGUUCUGGCAACAAGAGAAGCUUUGGAGAUCUCGAGGAUGACGAAGAUGAUAUUUUUAGCUCCAAAAAGGGUAAUUCCAAGGUAGAAGAAACUGCAAUGAUUUUGUCGCUUCGUGAGAGUCUUGAAACUUGUAAAAGUUCACUCGCAACAUGCCAGACAGAGCUUGAAGCUGCAAAAUCUGAAAUUCAGAAGUGGCGUUCUGCAUUUGAGAAUGAGUCCUCCAUGCCUGCUGGGGCAUCUCUUGAACCUAAACUAGUGAUCAACUAUCUUCAGACCCUGAAAUCUUCUGAGGAGUUAUUGAGAGAGCAGUUAGAAAAGGCUAAGAAGAAGGAAGCUGCCUUUAUUGUAACUUUUGCAAAACGGGAGCAGGAGAUAGCAGAGCUAAAGUCUGCAGUCCGGGAUCUGAAAGCUCAACUCAAGCCACCAUCAAUGCAGGCAAGGAGGUUACUGCUGGAUCCAGCAAUUCAUGAGGAAUUUACACGUUUGAAGAAUUUGGUUGAGGAGAAGGACAAGAAGGUGAAGGAAUUGCAGGAUAAUAUUGCUGCUAUGAAUUUUACUCCACAAAGCAAGAUGGGCAAGAUGCUGAUGGCAAAGUGUAGGACACUGCAAGAGGAAAAUGAGGAGAUUGGGAAUCAAGCUGCAGAAGGAAAGAUACAUGAACUAGCAAUGAAACUUGCUUUGCAGAAAUCGCAGAAUGCAGAGCUUAGAAAUCAAUUUGAAGGACUGUACGAACACAUGGAGGGCCUGACAAAUGAUGUAGAGAAAUCAAAUGAAACGGUACUUCUGUUGCAAGAAAAGCUAGAGGAGAAGGAUCAGGAGCUUAAAAAGCUGAAGCUUCAACUACAGCAGAAGACAUUAGUGGAGGAAAAGCCUGAUCCGUGUCCAAAUAAAACAGUAAGCGCUGAUGAAUUUAAGAAGGAAGCUGAGGUCAACUAGACUGGACAAUUUGUAGAAUAUAUCAUUUUCAUUCUCCAUGGUUGUGCCCUGUACAUUAUAAUAUAUUUUUUAACUAUUCUUUUCAAAUAUUUCAUUAUUAUGUUGGGAGGGUUUUGUGGUCUGCGUAGGGCAAUGGAAGGUUUUCCUGUGUCCGGUGACCUGAAGUUCCUGGAUGCCUAAA